Microdochium trichocladiopsis is the source of this 2478-nucleotide messenger RNA. RefSeq lists its product as uncharacterized. Lineage: Eukaryota; Fungi; Ascomycota; Sordariomycetes; Xylariales; Microdochiaceae. The record is from RefSeq and is a predicted model, not a curated record. The transcript is spliced from 9 exons. The coding region runs from base 1 to 2130 and encodes 709 amino acids. Gene Ontology annotation, molecular function: DNA binding; zinc ion binding; DNA-binding transcription factor activity, RNA polymerase II-specific. Gene Ontology annotation, biological process: regulation of DNA-templated transcription; DNA-templated transcription.
AUGGAGGCAGAGCACCAUGGUUCGGCUUCUGCUGAGCCAGGGACACCAACAAGCAAUCACCGAAAGGAGCGAGGGGCGAUUGCCGCCCAGGCUUGUGAGAAUUGUCGAGCCCGCAAGCAAAAGUGCUCAGAAGCGCGGCCGAAAUGCGACGGCUGUGUUCGAGCUGGGAUUCCAUGCAAAUACCGAGAGCCGCAACCAACAAAGAAAGACAAAACGCUGGUCGAGAUAUUGGAGAGGCUGAAGAUACUCGAAGGGGGCAUCAAGGCACUCGACGGCAAGGUGGAUAGUAUUGGUGUGCAGCCUGGGUUCUCAUUUGCAAAUCAUGAUCAACAACUCUCGGCGCCGACAACCUAUGAUCCGAGCCGCUCUAACUCCUGGGCUUCGUCCAGUGCGCAUCUUACUACUUCUUCUAUUGGCCCCGCCGCGGUCAAGGACAGUCAGUACAAGUACGCCUCUGCGGCGUUCAAGAUGCUGUCGUGGCCGUGUCUGAAACCGGUCCUGCCCGCGGUUGACAUCCCAGCCCUGGAGAAGGGAGGAGCUUCAAUCAUCCUCGGUCAAGGUGAGAAUGGGUCCAGUCCGUCCCUGGAUGCUCUGAAUGCGGCUCCAGCCAACUCAUCCCAAUCUUUGAUGAACACGCACCUUGGCUCCACAAACGAGCACCACAUUGGUGCUUUUGUUCCGAACCACGAGACCCUCGACUGGGAGACCAUGUUACGGCUCUCGAAGGCGUACUUUGACUCGUUCAACUUUUUGUUUCCAAUCAUCGACCGUCAACAUUUCGUUACGGCCAUCUUGCCGACAAUUGCGAGACACGGAUAUGACAACAGCUCCUUUUCGGCACUGGCACUCUUGGUUCUUGCGCUGGGCGAGGUUUCGCUGGCUGGCACUCAGGGCACCCCGAUCCAGACGCAUAAGGGACGGCCAAGCGGGCUUCGGGGAGGGAGCGCCGGCCAGCCUCCUGGGCUUUAUUUCUUUAACCGCGCUCGGCGGAACAUGGGUCUUGGCAUCGCGGAGUCAAGUCUUGAGAACGUACAGAUCUUCUCACUUGCCGCUCUGUAUUACGGGACAUGCUGUCAACAUACGGGGUUUUGGCGGAUGACGAUAUACGCAUCUGUUGCAUGCCAGGCCCUCUUGAUAAGUAAACCGGAUACCCUGCGAGGGGCUGCCGCUGAUCUUGUUCGACGAGCGUUCUGGCAUUGCUCCAUCAUGGAGACACUUCUAUACCUCGAACUUGACUUGCCAACGACUGGGCUUGAGAAAUUUGAGGACAUUGUAGGCCUCCCCGACUUCAGUGGAUCAUAUUCAGAGGAGGACUACGUCGGCAACCAAUCGACACAUUACCAAGAACAUUUUGCUUCGCAGAUCGUGUUGCGUCGAUUAUCUGUCGAGUUCAACAAGACCCUCAACAACGUUCUAGCAUCCGAAAACCUCAACGGCGCACAUCUGUUUCCACCAGAGACGCCUCGAGGCCAGGUGGUUUCCACAAUCAAACAACUAGCAAUGCAACUCGAACAAUGGCGGGGCAUGUUACCCUUACAUCUGAGGUGGCAGGAUGAUGAGCGAGGAGUGUUCCACCUUGGCGACGACCUCUACGACCCCACGGGAUAUCCUCAUGGCGUGCCACCCCAGCUGGGGACUUUCAGUUUCACGACAAAUCUCGACAUUCCACCGGUCAACUACCCAUAUGCGGCGGAUAUCCAGAUCUCCAUACUCCGCUCACGCUACUACUACGUAAAACACAUAUUAUAUCGCCCAUUCCUGUAUAAGGCUCUCCACCACCCCGAAGACUUUGGGCAGGAGGAUGCCGAAGGGGUGGCCGAGUGUUUGCAAGCCGGCUUGAAAUGGCCAAUUGCGAUGUCUCCAGCCUCCCGUCGCAAGCGGCUGAUCCCAUGCCUUUUCUUCUGGAGUCAAAACCUCUUGAGCGUUCUCGUGACGCUACGCCUUACGGAGAGAGUGCCGCUUUUGGCGCGGAUCCGGACAAAUAUGACUGGACCACGCUUCAACGAGGAUGCGAGGGAGACGGUUGCAUUAUAUAUAGACUGGAUUCGGGACCUGAAGGACGUCGACUCGACAGCAAUGUGGUGCUGGACGGUUCUGCAAGAUAUAUACCCGCUGGACGACGAUGCCUGAAAUGGAGGAUGGUAUCAUUGCGAAAUCUAAUCAGCGAUGACUUCGAGUCACACCCAGCACACAGCAAACCACUAUAUUCCAGGAAGCUGCUAGGCUUACAUGUACCACGAGCGGGGAUUUUCCCCGCGCUCAAAGUCGAAAGCUAGGCAGCGCAGGGGCCGGCUGUUGGCAAGAAAAAAGCACCAUAGAUGACAUAGACUACGAGGUCACGAUCACGAUGGUAAAGACCUGACGAAAGAUGCGAUACUUUUUCCUUCUUCCCCAAUUUCACUGUUAUGCAUAAGAGAGACGUCUAUAUAGUACACGAAGAGAGUCUCACGCUAGAAUAAACGGGGAAACCGCCAUGCA